This is a messenger RNA of Branchiostoma belcheri (Belcher's lancelet), 1214 nucleotides long. RefSeq names its product sorbitol dehydrogenase-like. The transcript is spliced from 9 exons. Gene Ontology annotation, molecular function: oxidoreductase activity; zinc ion binding. Bases 113 to 1174 code for a protein of 353 amino acids. NCBI's taxonomy places the organism in Eukaryota, Metazoa, Chordata, Leptocardii, Amphioxiformes, Branchiostomatidae. The record is from RefSeq and is a predicted model, not a curated record.
GUAGAUCUUUGUACUAGUCAAACCAACGGUUCGCAGACCAGACUGGUGCAGGAGCAAACUUAGUUGUUUAUUAUUCUGGAGCACAUAGCCUUAGACUAGUCUGAAGUCCACAAUGACGAUGCAAGGUCUAUUGUGGGAUGCAAAAGCGGACAGACUCUCAUUGGAUGAGUUUCCGGUACCGACAGCCUCUGCGGGGGAGGUGGUCAUAAAGGUGGCGUACGCGGGUGUAUGUGGGACAGAUCUACAUAUCACGAACAAGGAGUACCCAGCCGGAGACAGACUCAUCCUGGGCCACGAGUUCUCAGGGGUUAUUACGGAGGUCGGAGAAGGAGUGACACAGUUUAAAGUCGGAGAUAGGGUCUGUGUGGACCCGUGCUUCAUCUGCGGCAGCUGCCGUCACUGUCAGAGGGGCAGGAUCAACUACUGUCACAGGGGACACCUACAGCACCUCAGGAAUUCUGUAGGUGCGCGGAGGAAUGGCGGCUUCGCCAACUUUUGCGCAGUUCCAGUCGGUCACGUGCACCGCCUGCACGAUGACGUGACGCUCCUGCACGGCGCUCUCGUGGAGCCCAUCUCCUGCAUCCAGCGGGGCUGGGACAACUUAGGGACGCCUCCUAGCGACUCUCGUGUGUUGGUGCUCGGUGCUGGGUACAUCGGCAUAAUGUGGUCCUGCCUCCUUCAUUUCAAGGGCUACCGUGAUGUCACGAUCAGCGAACCGGCAGAGGGACGACGGGAGCUCGCGGUGGGGAUGGGGCUCGGGUACCAGGCUGUUCACCCAGACGAGAUCAAGACUCGCUUUGCUGGCGGAAGUGACGUCGAAGAGAUUGGAUAUGACGUCAUCAUUGAUUGCAGUGGUUUCCCGCCUGCCAUCGAACAGGCUUUCUCCUGGCUUCGUUGCGGAGCCACCUUCCUCCAGUUCGGGUGCUGCCCGAUCAACUCCGAGAUCACCAUCAACCCGUUCCAGAUCUACGCUAAGGAGUUGAAGAUUGUGGGCUGUCUGACCAACCCCUUCACCAUGCCGACUACCAUCAACGGCCUGGUGCGGGGCAUGUCGGGAAGCUACCUGAGCGACUUCUCCCGACUGGGCAUUAAGAUGUUCCGCCUGCAGGAGUACCAGGAGGCCAUCGCGCAGCUCAGGAAGGGAGACAUCUCCAAGGCCAUGUUUGAAUUUUAGAACAACAGUUAAGGCUCGGUUACAUUCAUCGUAGAUCGUU